CCGAGACGGUUUUUUUUUUAUAUGAAUUAUUCCAUCUAUUAUUUUUCAAAUAUUCUAUGACUAAAUUCUCCUCCGGCCCUGCCCCCUCUUAAAAAUAAAUUUUCCUACUCCAAAACAUCUUAUUUCCCCUAAUUUUAAUUAUUUCCCCUCAUUUUUGACAGCUAACAAACAUUUUUGUUUAUAAAUAAUAAACAGUGUACAGUGUCAAUUUUAUAAAUGUAAACAUAACUCGUGUUGACAUGUAUUCGAGAGGCGAGUUAUCAUAGGAUAUCUAAAGAUUUUUAGCCGGCUUUCAAGUACUCUUUGGAAAUUAAGCGAUAGUAGUCAAAAAAUUGAUCAAUUAUGUGGUACAUUCCAAUGAUAAUAAGAAAAAAAGAAGCAAAAAGUUAUAGUACAAAAAAAAUGAUUAAAGAUGAAUACAAAAAAGGAGAUAAUUGUGUUAUUAUCGAAGAUGUUAUUAUCAGUGGAAGUAGUAUUUUAGAAAAGACUUAACUCCAGAAGGUUUGAACGUUACUAAAGCAUUAGUAAUUAUAGACCGAGAACAAAGUGGCAAAAAAAAUAUAGAAAAUGCUGGUAUUAAAGUAAGAAGUUUGUAUACUCUUACCAAGUUAAUGAAGUAUCUUUUUGAAGCUGUUAAAAUUACUUUAGAAACGAUUAAAAAUGUUUCUCAAUACAUAAAAGAAUAUUCAGCACCAUUGAUAACAUUGAAUAAAGGUAGCGAGGGCGUAAAAUCGUCUUCGAUAAAAAUGAAAAGUCAAGCCUAGCCUGCAGGAUACUUCUUAUUGUAUCUCUGCAAGAGUGCUUGUGAUACAUUCACUAAUUUUUUAUUACAUAAAUCAUAGAGUAUGUUUUUAUAUAUUAAUUGACACACAAAAAUCUACCAUGGACGGAGCAAAUGUUACAUUCCUUUUUCAAUUCGGUUUAUUACGUGAUACUGUUAGUAUAGAGGCAAGUGCCUUAACAUUAAAAACACUAAAAGAAUAUGCAUGUAAUUUUAUAAUUACUAAAUGCCCUGAUCAUGGGCUGAAUCAAUUAUUUGAAAGAUUGCUUUUAUUCAAGCAUGACUACAACUCAUCAAAUGUUUUACAACUUAUUAAAAAUGCCGCAGAAAUAGUUGACGAAACAUUAAUUGAAAUUGUAUUAAAAACCCAAGUACCAACCGAAGAGAUUAUUGUACGACCCCAUACUUUAUCUGUACAUUCAUACAAAACACCUACUUUUUGCAAUUUUUGUGGUGAAAUGCUUUUUGGAUUAGUGAAACAAGGUCUCAAAUGUGAAGGAUGUGGCAUGAAUUAUCACAAAAGAUGUGUUGUAAAAAUUCCAAACAAUUGUAUACAAGAUUCAAAUAAACAAAGGCGUAGUUCAACAAUGCUAAAUGUGCCUAGAUCACCCAGUCAAGGUUCUACAAGUAGUUUUGGAGGUGCUUGUGACGAUAAUCAAAAUAUGGGAGCAUUUAAUCUCAGCCAAAAUAAUACUUCUUCUGUUACAACUUCUAAACAGUCCAAUUCAUCAUCUUUGGGAGAUAAAAUUCCCUGGACAGACCGAGAAAUGAUAUCUCGAAUUAAAAUACCUCAUACGUUUGUUGUCCAUAGCUAUACCAGACCAACAAUAUGUGGGUAUUGUAAAAAACUUUUACGUGGACUUUUUAAGCAAGGUCUACAGUGCAAAGAUUGUCACUAUAAUAUUCAUAAAAAAUGUAUAGACAAAAUUCCUAAAGAUUGUAUUGGUGAAAAUUCAAAGGAUAAUUGUGGUGGAACAGAGUGUUCAGAUAGUGAUCCAGGAGAUCAUGAAGGAAAAUUUGAUGAAGGUAAAGAAGAUGGUGAUAUGGAUAGUGAUGUCGAGUCUUCCCCAAAUUCAUCUCAGCAUGAAUCAUAUCAACUGUUAAAUGAACACCAAGUUGGCGAAAUAUUAAAUCAACAACUAAAAAUUUCUGACGAACCACUUCCAAACUCUUGUCAACCAAACUCAUCAGACAAUAAUAUACCUUUCAUGAGAAUUGUACAAAGUGUGAAACAUACAAAAAAAUGCGGUGCAAAAAUUUUAAAAGAAGGUUGGAUGAUUCAUUACACCAGUCGUGAUUCAGCUCUACGUAGACAUUACUGGCGUCUUGAUUCAAAAGCAAUAACAUUAUUUCAAAGUGAUACAGGAUCGAAAUACUAUAAGGAAAUUCCAUUAGUUGAGAUAUUAGGUAUUGAAACGUUCGAUUCAUCAGAGUCUUCCAAGAAAACAUAUUCCUUUAAAUUAAGGACUGCACUAGUUGACUAUUAUGUUGGAGAAGAUUCAUUAUAUUUUUAUUUGGCUGGAUCAUUACCGACACUAGAUAGUGAUAAAUAUUCAGCACCAUUGAUAACAUUGAAUAAAGAAUCAUCACAUAAUCGUUUGAUAAUGGAUUAUGCAUCUAGAUCAAAGCUUACUAUGAAUCAGCUGGCUGCCAAUCUUUUCGAGCUCAUGGGAAAAAAAAAAACAAAUCUUUGAUUAGCAGCUGACAUGACAAAAACUAAUGAUAUUUUAGAAUUAGCUGAACUUGCUGGACCCCACAUUGUUAUUUUAAAAAUCCACGUAGACAUAAUUGAUGAUUUUUAUAAAGCAUUAAAACAUAAAUUUUUGAUCAUGGAAGACUAAAAAUUUUGAGAUAUCCGUAACACAGUAGCUCUGCAAUAUUCUAAAGGAUUGUAUAAAAUCUCGGAGUGGGCGGAUUUGGUAACUAUUCAUCCAGUAUCUGGUACAGGAGUUUUAGAUGGUGUCAAAGAAGCUUCAAAAUAUAUUUACAAUGAUCGAGGAAAAUUCUUAAUCACAGAAACGUAAUCACAGAAAUGUCAUCACUUAUUUUUAGUUUUUUUAUUUUUUUUAGGUAACAUUAUUCCUUCACUCUCUUUCAGAAGCAGAAAUGAAACAGUAUUCAUUUUUGUUUAUAAA
Chelonus insularis is the source of this 2916-nucleotide messenger RNA. RefSeq names its product serine/threonine-protein kinase D3-like. The record is from RefSeq and is a predicted model, not a curated record. The coding region runs from base 883 to 2475 and encodes 530 amino acids. The transcript is spliced from 10 exons. NCBI's taxonomy places the organism in Eukaryota, Metazoa, Arthropoda, Insecta, Hymenoptera, Braconidae.